Messenger RNA from Phlebotomus papatasi, 882 nucleotides. RefSeq names its product cuticle protein 64-like. The record is from RefSeq and is a predicted model, not a curated record. NCBI's taxonomy places the organism in Eukaryota, Metazoa, Arthropoda, Insecta, Diptera, Psychodidae. The transcript is spliced from 2 exons. Bases 71 to 787 code for a protein of 238 amino acids.
AGUAUGCAGAAAGUGGUUCAGUGAUUGUGACUCUUCAGUGACACCUUUACAUCUAUCUUUAUUUAUCACAAUGAGAAUUUUUGUGACCUUGGUGCUUUUCGUUGCUGCUGGAAGUUGCAGUGAGGAGAAAGAUCCUAAAAAACGACAUAUUGGAGGUGCCAUUGGUCUACAUGGUUCUUACGGUUCCGUAGGCUUAGGCUUCGGAGCUGGUUUGUACAAAACCGGUGGUUAUUAUGGUUCAAGUUAUGAUGGAUAUCACGGUCUUUCUGGAAUCUCCAAAUUCGGCCCAUCAGGAGGGUCUCUCUCUGGUGCCUAUGGACUUGGUUAUGGAGGUUCCUAUGGGGGUUCCUACGGUUACUCAGGUGGCCUUCAUGGUCACAGCAGUGUUGUCCAAACAGUCCCGGUUCCUGUAGAUCGACCCUAUCCAGUUAAAGUCCUUGUGCCACAUCCCAUUCCUGUAGAAAAACCCGUUCCUGUUCCGGUAAAGGUCCCAUUCCCCGUCAAAGUCGGUAUCCCUGUAAAAGUCCCAGUCCCCCAUACAGUUCCAGUUCCAGUUCCUGUGCAAACCCCUGUGUAUAUCAAUAAACCGUCCUUUGUGGCAUCAUCCGGAUCUUACUUGGCUUCUAAACCACUCAUUGGCUACGGAGGAAUAGGCUGGGGUGGUGCUUUAGGCGGUCACUUAGGUGGUCAUUAUGGAGGUUAUGGAGCCAUUGGAUCAUACGGUGGAUACGGAGGACAUAUCCACAAUGGAGUAUAUUGUGACCAUAAUCACGGCUUCAUAGCCUAAAUGUACAUAAUUUCUCCACAAGACUAAUCCUUUUGUUUUAAGACUAAUGUAGAAUUUUAUACUAAAAAAAAAUAAAACUUCUCUCUCUUUUGUAA